GUGCAAAUACUACUGGGCCAUCUUUAGGAGAACAUGAUGAGAAGAAGAGUAGUCUCACACUGUUUAUAACAGUGUGUUUAUUUAUUAGGGUGCCCACUUCCCCAUGCACCACUACAUCACUGGUGCAAACAGUUUUAAAACUGAACCCAAGAUCAAAUUCUAGUGAUCUAUGCCUACGGUAUCGUAAAGUGCGGGCACAUCAACUUUUAUCCUCUACCAUGUGAUCCUGUGCAGGGUGGGCUCUGUAGGAAAUGUCAAAGUUCACAUAUCCACAAUAUUAUGGUAGACGGUGGAAGGCUAUUAAUAUACAGAGGCACCUAUAAAUAUCCCUGAAGUACAUUAGAGUAAGGAAUAACUAUGAUCUAAGUGUUGAAAAUCAAAGGCAGACCUGCAGCGAGGAAAAUGAUUGGACCUUUAGGCCUACUCGUCCUCUUGGUGGUGAACCUGGUGUUAGUGAGUGGCACUCCGGUGGAAGUGAGUGGCACUCCGGUGGUAGUGGGCGACCCUCCGGUGGUAGUGGGCGACACUCCGGUGGUAGUGGGCGACCCUCCGGUGGUAGUCAGCGACACUCCGGUGGUGCCGAGCGACACUCCGGUGGUGCUGUGCGACCCUCCGGUGGUAGUGAGCGACACUCCGGUGGUAGUGAGCGGUACACCUGAGUCGCUUCCAGUGGAUUGCAGCGACCUCUAUAGCAACGGCUUCGGUAACAGUGGCGUCUAUACGAUCUUUCCAGCGGGACCCACUUCCCCGGUUCAGGUCUUCUGUGAAAUGGGCAGCAUGGAUGCACCAGAUAGUAACAAAUGGACGGUCAUUCAAAGAAGGACUGAUGGCACCAUUAACUUCUACCGUGGGUGGGAACAGUACAAGACUGGAUUCGGACAGGCGUCAAGUGAAUACUGGUUGGGUCUGGAGAAUAUCCAUCUCCUGUCUGGGAAAAAAAGCUACAAGCUGAGGGUGGACAUGGAGGACUUCGAUGGCGCAAAGGUAUUCGCGGAGUAUUCCUCCUUCAAUGUGGCCCCAGAGAAGGACGGAUACAGGCUCACGUUUAGUGGCUUCAAAGACGGUGGCGCGGGAGAUUCGAUGCAUGUUCAUAAUGGUCAGAAGUUCUCAACGUUUGAUAUGGACCAAGAUUCCUUUGCUCAAAACUGUGCAAAAAUGUUCCUGGGAGGAUGGUGGUACGUUGAUUGCCAUCAUGCCAACCCUAACGGGGAGUAUUUGUGGGGCGAAUCACACUAUGGCCUUGGAGUUAUUUGGAAUUCUUGGAAAGGACGAACGUAUUCCUUAAAAGCCAUUGCAUUUAAGUUAAGUCCCCAAUUGGAACUGGAUGUUAUUAGAUGAAUUGUAGUAGAAUUACAAUUCAUUGACAGUGUGAUUAUUUAGUUGACGAGGGUUAGGCCCGUUAUAUUAAGUCAUAAAUAAUUAGAUACAACGUCCACAUGCUAAGCAUCAGAUGGGAUUUCAGCAUUAUAUUUUUUAGGCCUUUUACUCAAUAAAGAAUGAGAACAUU
Gadus morhua (Atlantic cod) is the source of this 1507-nucleotide messenger RNA. Its product is annotated as microfibril-associated glycoprotein 4. The coding region runs from base 403 to 1338 and encodes 311 amino acids. The transcript is spliced from 5 exons. The record is from RefSeq and is a predicted model, not a curated record. Lineage: Eukaryota; Metazoa; Chordata; Actinopteri; Gadiformes; Gadidae. Gene Ontology annotation, biological process: blood coagulation.